This is a messenger RNA of Penicillium odoratum, 3120 nucleotides long. Its product is annotated as nucleoporin Nup84/Nup107 family protein. The record is from RefSeq and is a predicted model, not a curated record. Bases 1 to 3120 code for a protein of 1039 amino acids. The transcript is spliced from 7 exons. Gene Ontology annotation, cellular component: nuclear pore outer ring; nuclear pore. NCBI's taxonomy places the organism in Eukaryota, Fungi, Ascomycota, Eurotiomycetes, Eurotiales, Aspergillaceae. Gene Ontology annotation, molecular function: structural constituent of nuclear pore. Gene Ontology annotation, biological process: post-transcriptional tethering of RNA polymerase II gene DNA at nuclear periphery; mRNA export from nucleus; regulation of DNA-templated transcription.
AUGGCUCCCCUCACAAGGUCUUCUCGCACAUUGAGGUCGCAGGUUCCGCCGGCGCCCAAGACCUCGGAAAUUAUCAAUAUCGACGAGGACGGCGAGGAUCGCAUGGAGGAAGAUGACGCCUUUGAAGAUGAACAACAACUAGAGGAUGGUACCAAGGAAGAAAUGGAACAGGAUGAGAUGGACGAGGAGAUGGACCAUACCAAUGGCGAUGCUUCGGAGGGAGGAUCCGGCUUCCCAGUUUUGGAGCCCAGUCUGAAAUCUAUGACGGGCUUGUCAGGUAGAUCUCAAGACUCGCCGAAGCUGUUCACCGCUGCAGGCGCACAGGAAGCUCUUCACCCACUCCGCCGCACCGCCGACCGUGUAACCCGUCAAAUCGAGGCCUAUGCCGACAAGCUGGAUCAAUUUAAGCGAAAGAAUACAACCGACGAAUUUGAGAGUAUCCAAGCAGCGUUCACGCUAGUCGAAAGCUACCGGGAGCUUGCACAAAAUGGAAUCCAGGACCUCGUCAAACAGCAAACACUGAAGCGCGCAAAGGCGGGAUACCGCCAGAGUGGUGCGAACGAGGCGAGAGAUGAGGAGGACGUGGCCCGCUUGCAGUACGAGGCUGACACCUGGCGCCUGCUUCUCAAUCUCAUCAGUAUCGACGACCCGGCCAGUCGCGCAAGCUACACAGACGGACAACGAACAGCAUUCCAGAACCUACACAGAUACUCGUCAGAUCGUGAAAUCUGGGAGCAAUUUCUUAAUGCUGAUCAGUAUGCUCUGGAGUGUGUUCUUUCAAUGCGAUGGCUGGAGGAGACGGCAAAGACAGGACCCCAGGAUCUGGACGUUUUGAUCGCCGACAUGGAAGCACAGGCGGAAAGAGGCCAGGGUCUGUGGGCUCAUGGAUGGUUGUUCACGAAGGAAGCUAUCAAGGGACACAAGCGACUGCGUGCUUGGCCGCAACCAUUGGAGCCGAACGACCCGAGUAUCACACGCUCUCUAUUGAGCAACGACCGGCAACAGCCCUUGGUAACGCAGCUUGACCCGGAUGCUCUUACCCGCCAGAAGCACGACCUUCAACCCCAAGAUGAGUUCUUUGAGCGAGCCACAUGGAUGACUUGCUGGAAGAUGCUCAGACAGGGUGAGAAUUGGACCAAGAUUCGGGAAUGGGCACAGAGCCGUCUUGAGGGCUGGAGGGCUGUCAGUCUAUGUGGUUCCAGCGUUGACUCAAACACUGCCAAAACGCGGACGCCUGUUGACGAUGGAAUGACCCGAUUGAUGAAUAGCAACUCCCACGACUCAUGGCGUGCUGCUUGCUCUGCUCUGACGCGCAACCCGAAUACCGAUGAGUUCCAGCGGGCCGUUUAUGCCUUGCUCUGUGGUGAAUCAGAGCCCGCAAACUUGGCCUGCGGCACCUGGGACGAUUUCCUUUACGUGUACUUCAACAAGGUUGUCCUUUCACGCUACCGUGGUUUCUGUAACCAGUUCAAGCACAAGCUCAGCCACUCUCCUACAACCCCUGUCACAUUCAAACCUGAGCCAGCUGGUCAUGCCGACCUACGGAAGUUCAUUGAAUACCUACGGGGCAACGAGCGGGUCGGUCUCGAGGCACGCAAUCCCUUCCGCAAUCUCCAGGCUGCGAUUCUCAGCAAGGGCUACGACUCCUACUUUUCAUUAUUCGCCAAGGCGGUCUCACAGAUCAACAUCAGCCACUAUGGGGCGUCCUCUAUAGUUCCAGCUGUCAAUGGCUUAGAAGUAGAGGAAUCGUUCCUCAUCGCUGCAGAUAACGACGAGGCCUUGAGAAUGGCCGCGCACGUUUAUCUGGUUGUCAAAUCCAUUGGCUAUGCUUCUGUCGACACCCAAUACCAUGAGACUGCUUCCGUUAUGGUGGCAGGAUACAUUUCCAAUCUGGAAGAGAGGGGUCUAUAUGAUCUUAUUCCACUUUAUGCUUCGCUCCUUCCGACAGACAUGUGUCACAAUGUUUUCUCAAGGAUUUUGAUUGAGGUCACCGAUCCGCAUGACCGAAAACAGCAGAUUCGGCACAUGAAAAAGCAUGGAAUUGAUAUCGACGCUGUUCUCGAUACUCAAUGGUCGUGGCUUACUGCUGGUGUUUCUUCAAUUGAACAUUCCAGCGGUGUUACUGGAUACUCUCGAGUAGUGCGGCGACCGGACGGCACCCGAGUCUUGAUGCCGCCAAAGAAGGACUUGAUCGGUACUUCUAUUGCAGAUGAGGAUGAGAAGAUGAUCCGCAGUUUGGAAUGGCUUCGCUCUGCAGGUGGCCAAUGGGCUAAAAUCUGCAAGCUUGGAGCUUGGCUCUACCGCAAAUUCUUUGUUGCUGGUAAACUUGCUGCGGCUCGGGAGUUGAGCCAUCGGAUGAAUCUGUCACAUGUGUCACAAGAAACCUUUGGUUUAGACAUCUUUGAAUUUCCUGUCCUUGAUCACCUGAUUCAAGAUGAUUCUGCGCCAACUAGUCCAUCCAAGUCCAAGAGAAAUAGCCUCCAUCGCCGGAGCCUCUCUAGCAGCAAUGGGAUUUUAAGUCAAGACAGCGGUGCUUACCAAAAAGCCACCCGCAUGUACAACCUUGAAACUCUUGCCCUUGGAUUUAACGCGCUGGAGCAGUUUGCUCUUGCUUACGACCAAAUCUCCAAGACCAAGCGUCGACGGGAUUCAGGCACGGUCAAGGAUUCUCUACUUGAUCUUGCGUCCUUGCUUGAGGAAGUGGAAACAAAUGUGGGCUUGGUUGUAGAGGAAUGGCUUGUCACAGCCACUGACGCGGAAGAGGAAAGCGAUUACGAAUACAUUCGCCGAACCUACCUCCCAGAUCUAAUUCUGGAUUACCAUAACGCUCUCUACUACGCCAGCCAUUCACUCGAAAAGCCCUUCCUGCUCACACAAUGCAUGAAUGUGGCCAUCUGGGUCGCCAGCACCCCGCACCUGACCCGCAGCUUUACCGAGUCAAAGCGUAUGGCUGAGCUUAUGGACGCCCUGGCCUUGUCCAGCAAGGCUAUGGUCCUCACCGACCCGAAGGAAGAUCGGGUUUACGACAAUGGGCAGACAUUGGGCAUCUGGCGGGUGACUGCACCAGAUAAUGAUGAGGCUGUGUUCGAGCCACCAGCCCAGGUGGCAAGCAACAUUUGA